CCUACCACUCUACUAGCGCGCAAGCGUGCUUCUGGGGUUGUAGACAAACCGGUUAUUAUUUGUUUGGGAGUUUACAAGUUUGAUUGACAUGGCGUCCGAAUGUCUCUUCGGGCUGCUUUCAGUAGAGAUCCAGUGCAAAAUACUCAAGGAAGUCAGCUCACUGAAAGACCUCGUUCGCCUAGUCCAGGCCAGUCCUGAGAUAUGGUACACGAUGCAAGAUAAGGGAAACGAACUUUCUGGUGGAAUAUCUGUCUGGUACAAUCGAAUGCCCAUCCAUGCAGGAACUUCUCCGCGUCAACAGUCUUCGCAAUCAGUUGGAUCUCUUUGGUGUGAUUACAUGUACAAGGCAGCAUGUGCUUGCCCUGGGGCGGGUUGUCUCUGGCAUUUGCCAGAAUGGUCUCACGAAUCGCAUCACCGAUGUUCUGGGAAGAUACCUACCAUCUCACUCGAUUCUCUCUUCCCCCACGACUACGCCCCACUGAGCAAGACUUUCCUGCUCUACGAGUUUCUAUCCAAGGCAUUUCAUUACCGACCCGGUAACCCCGUUUUCUCUGACCAAGAACAACUGCGCUUUGCACGGGAUUAUGUCACCCAUUUAGGGCUCUAUCGCGAGAAACGACGUCGCAAUGCCGUUCAGAAGAUAUACUGGGGCAAAUAUGGUAUCAAAUGCGUCUUCGAUUAUAUCUAUCAAUCAUACGAGACGAUGUUUCUACACAUCGAGUACGACGUUCUAGACCAAUCUGAACGCCACUCCGAAGACGGCGAAGAAGGGUACAAUGGAAGGAUGGGCCGUGAAGCGGAACAAUAUCGAGAUCUACCGUAUCUGGACAAAACUCGGCGUCGUUUUUUAUCAAUACCAUGGCUUCAAUGGGUUUCUGGCCCUUCACCUUGUUCCUAA
This is a messenger RNA of Pseudomassariella vexata, 898 nucleotides long. RefSeq lists its product as uncharacterized. The record is from RefSeq and is a predicted model, not a curated record. The transcript has 2 exons. Lineage: Eukaryota; Fungi; Ascomycota; Sordariomycetes; Amphisphaeriales; Pseudomassariaceae. Bases 89 to 898 code for a protein of 269 amino acids.